Molecule: messenger RNA, 5261 nt
Organism: Glossina fuscipes
Lineage: Eukaryota; Metazoa; Arthropoda; Insecta; Diptera; Glossinidae
Gene: Ehbp1
Product: EH domain-binding protein 1
Exons: 14
Coding region: 838-4884 (1348 amino acids)
Molecular function (GO): protein binding
Source: RefSeq, a predicted model, not a curated record
AAGAAGUGCUCCAAGUGUUGUAUUAGUCGAAUUGUCAGAAUUGUCAGAAUUGUUUGUUAUUAAAUCGAGUGCGUUUGUCGUGUUUGUUUGUGAUUUAACUGAUUAAGAAGUGAAAAAAAAGAAAGAAAAAUUGAUUCAAAAGAAAAAUUAUAUUUUUUUCCAAGGCAUAAAAUAAAUUUUAACAAAAAAAAUAUCAGGCUAUAAUAAAUGAAUGGCUGAGCCUUUUAAGGAAAAAUUCAGGAAGAAAUUGCUAAAGUGAUUGUUGUGUCUGGCUGGCUAGAGUACAUAUAUUGAUAUAUAUAUGUAGAAAAAAUACUCGUCAUCACGUCAUCACUUUGUUUAAUGAAAGGGGUGGUGGAAGGUUGCUUACGAGUAUGUAAAUACGUUUGUGGUGCAAAUUACAAUAAUAACAACAACGAUAGAAGAAACUAAAAUGUAUGCGUUUGUAAAUACGUUAACACAUAUUGCAGAAACUGAAAAGUUAUGUGGAAAAAUAUGUGUACAACUGAAAUGGUGCUUAAUUAAGGCGAUCUAACGAAUAUAAAAACAAAAUAAAAAAAUGUUUUAAGAAAUUUAUAGACAAAUUACACACACACAAACAUAAUGAAAUAUAAAAAAUGAACCAAAUAUUCGAUUAAUAUGAAUAGAAGAAUAAUACGCACAUUAAGCUCAAGCGUAGAACUCGGUUACGGUUGUACUAAAUCAUUAAUUACUAAGUAAAUAUCUUACGAUUAAACGCUUUCGUAGUUCUAAUAUACGUUCAACAAAAAAAAAAAUUAGAACGCUUUCAAAUCUUGAUUUGCGAAGUGUGUGCGUACGCACUUACGAACAUAUAUAAUGCCUGCCAUGGGUAGUGUUUGGAAACGUUUGCAACGGGUUAAUAAACGCGCAGCCAAAUUUCAGUUCACUGCCUCUUAUCAUGAACUGCGUUUGGAAACUACAGCCAAAUGGCGGCCAUCAAACUUAUCUGUAGUUUGGACAAGGCGUUCGCGACGAGUCGCUUCAGCGCCUUUACCUUGGGAACCAGAUAUGAUGAAUCCGUUAAUUGGCCAUAUAUCGUGGCCGGUUCCCGAUAAUCAUUCAAUCUCCGUGACGCUUUUCAAAGAUGCGCGUACUCAUGAGCUGGAGGAUAAAGAUUGGACCUUUGUCAUUGAAGACAUUACCCCGCUGGGUAAGAAACGUGUAUUGGCCAAUGCGAGCAUAAAUAUGCGUAAAUAUGCCAGUAUCGAGUCAACUCAGCAAAGUUUUACUUUAAAUUUAAAGCCGGUAUCACGUAAAAUCACCGCCGCCGAGUUGGAAUUAACCAUCAGUUGUGUAUUCCUAAGGGAAGGAAAAGCCACCGAUGAAGAUAUGCAAAGCGUUGUCUCCCUAAUGUCGGUCAACAAUAACUGUGAUGUUGCUCCGCUGGAUGAUCUAGAAGAUAUACCAGACUUGGAAAAUUCGGCCGAUAUCUCAGAUCAUUUAUUCGAUUUUACGCAACAAUUGGAACAAAUGACUACCAGCUUAAAUGGCUGCAUGGAUUUACCGACGCCAUUGAGUGUACCUUCUUUAUCAGAAGAUCCCACCCCAUUGGCUGAGUUUAAUAACUUGAAUUUCGAACUUGAAUCAGAUAAACAAAUGAACACUGAUUAUGUGACCGAAAUGCCGGAAGAUACUCUAAAGACACCAAGUGCGGUAACACUGCCCGUAACGCAGCAACAAUCACCACAACAACUACAACUACAAAAACAACAACAACAACAACAACAACAAAUUCCACAACAACAAUCAGUUCCUAUGGAAAUAAAUAAAGAAGAUAUCUGUGAGUUGACGGAAUUUGCUUCUAAGACAGAUAUAAAGUUCAAUAAAAUAUUUACCUCGACACCUAUCAGCAAAGUAGGUGAAAAGCCAAAGUUGGAAAAGGAUAUGUUCGAAAGUAAUAGUAGUGCUAGGAAGGUAUUGAACUUUUCAAACAAUCAGGAAUCAACUAAAGAGAUAACAAAUAGUAAUAAGUUUAUAGAAUCUCUUAAUACAAAUUUAACAGAGAAAAAAAAUGACGAAAAUAUUUUAAAAGAUUUGAAAAGUAAAAUAAACGAAUCAUUCGAUGAUUCGAAUAUCACAUCAAUUAGUUCCGUGAAUAAUGCUGAGGAAACCAAAGAAGAGCAACAAAUAAAAGAUGAUAAGAAACAUUCUCCCGCUAAUAAAUCGUCUGAUGAUGUCAGGAAAUUGUCUAAUUGUACAAUUAUUAAUAAAACAGAAACGAAACGUCCCGAAUUGCAGCCCUUAAAUCUGAAAAAAUCCUAUGAAUCGAUAGAUAAUAAUGUUAACGCUUCUACUACAACGCAAUGUACUUCAAUUAACACCAAUACUACCACUACAAAUGCCAAUGUCAAUGCCAAUGCCAAUGCCAAUGCGAAUGGCCAUUUGCUUACAAGUAAUUCCAAUAAGCCAUUGGAAAGAAUUAUACUCAAGGAGAAUACUCCAGGGCAGGAUUUACUAGAGUGGUGCAAAGAUGUUACCAAAGACUAUCCUAACGUUAAGGUUACUAAUUUAACUACCAGUUGGCGUAAUGGUAUGGCCUUCUGUGCUAUUAUCCAUAACUUUGAACCGAAUCUAAUUGAUAUGUCUAAACUGACACCACACGACGUGGUGGGUAAUUGCCGCAUUGCUUUCGAUGCAGCCGAAUCUUUGGGUAUACCGCGCGUUAUAGAGCCACGCGAUAUGAGCUUAUUGGCAGUACCAGAUAAGUUAGCUGUCAUGACAUACUUGCAUCAAUUGCGUGCCCAUUUUACUGGCAAGCAACUACAAAUUGAACAAAUCGGUCCAACUUCAGAUGAAUCUAGUUAUGUAAUUGGCAAUUAUAAAACGGAUAACCUUUCAACGCAAAAUCUCUUACAAUUAUCACAUUUGAAGGCGCAUCUAUUGCAUCAGAAUUCUUUGGAUGAUGAUAUCAUCAUUGGGACCGUUAACAGCGGCAUAGAUAGCAACAAGUCUCAGAUAUCACCGACAGCUAAGAAAGAUGUGAAAAAUCUCAUAUUAUCCGGUUCGAAAAGCAUAUUAGGGAAAAUGUUAUCCCCAACUAAAGACAAAAAUACCAUUAAUGCAUCACAGCAUUCAUAUUUAAAUAAUACUGUACCGAUUAACACUUCACCGCUUAUCGAGGAUAAUGAGAACAUAAAUAACAUGAAUAUGGGAGAUAAGGCAGAAAAUGGAAUCAUCAGUGCGAAAACUAAGGAAGAUGAGCAUAUAAAUCACAAUGCACAACAACCAAUAGCGCAACAACAGCAACAACAACAAAACAAUACUGCAACAAUAGUGGCACCGUCAUCACCCACAAGUCUAGACGUUCACACAGCUAAUAAAAUUUUAUCGCGUCACAGAGAACAAAGUGAAAAAGCACGUUUGAUGAUGGAGAAAUUAAGAAUUUCUCAAAACGAUAAAAACAUACAUGACGAAGAACGACAACAACGCUUACGGGAACAAGCUCGCCGUUUAAUACUCGAGACACGCCAUAAAUCCUCAUUGGGAUCCAAUCUGGAAAGUCCAUCGUCUCCAACUAAAUCCAAACGCUACAAUUUUUCAUCGGAACGCACUAUAUCUCCUAUUAAUAAUGGACCUGAUGAUUAUGAGAUUAACACAUCAACGACAUCAACCAAUUCAACUGAACAAAAUAAUGGUUCUCCUAACGCGUCUUUAAGUCCUACAAAGAAAAUAAUUCCACUACGUGAAAUCGAACAUAGUAAUAGUAAAUCAUGCCCUAGUCAUAGAUUAAGUAAUGAGCAGCGCUUUACAAACGGCGACAACAGUUCACUGCAGUCAUUCAAUGCAGUAAUCGAACGUAUAUCACCAAAGAAUGAGAAGAAGUCCGACAAACUCUCCUAUAUUGAAUCCGAAUUGGAGGCUUUGGAACGUGAACAAGAGGCCAUUGAUCAAAAGGCUAGCAGUUUGGAGAAAAAAUUACGAGCUGUUAUGGGCGGUAAACCAAGUAAUAAUCGUUCAAGUCAAAAUCCUUUCCUUAGAUUAAUACGCAAUAGUAUCGGUGGUGGUGAAACGAUACGCAUUAAAUUGCUAGAUUUUGAGAAUGGUGAAUUCUCUUUAACGCCCUCGGGUGAUUCAUCAGAUUCAUCAACGUCAUCGCUAUCGCUGUCUACAUCCUCACUAAGCAGUAGAGAUGAUAUGAAUCAACAUCAUAAUAUCCAUCAAACUAAACAAAUAAAAACGAAACGUUCGCGUCAUCCUUUAUCGCAUAGUAUACGACGUCAACGAUCCAAAUCCUGCGUUGUUGACAUUAAUUACCAAAGAAAUAAUAACAAACAUAAUAAUAGUACAAAUCAAAUGCCUUUAACCUCCUCAUAUAAUACAACUCAGCCUUAUAGUUUGUUAUCCUCAACCUCAUCAAAUCAUUCCUCUUGUGAUAAUUUUAAAAUUUGUAGUGACGAAGAAGAAACUGUACCGCGUAGAGUUAGAAGACGCCGUCGUAAACGCCAUUCAAGACAUCACCCAGAUUCGUCAAGACAUUACAAUAAAUGCGGUGGCGAAACAGAAGAAACCGAGGAACAAUUACUUUCACAAUGGUUUACUUUGGUUAAUAAGAAAAAUGCUUUACUACGACGUCAAAUGCAGUUAAAUAUUUUAGAACAAGAAAGUGAUUUAGAACGUAAGUAUACAAUGUUAAAUCAAGAAUUGCGUGCCGCUCAGUCUGUGGAAGAUUGGCGUAAAACUGAAGCUCAACGCGAAAAAGAACGUCUACUACUAGCGGAACUAGUAGCAAUCGUUGAUAAACGUAAUGAACUGGUGCAACGUUUACAUAAUGAAGAAAUUGCCAUUGAAGAUGAUCAUGAGAUAGCUCGUGAACUGGAACAGGUGGAUAUUAGUGGUGGCAAAGAGAAAUGUGUUAUCCAGUAAACUGUUUUGGAUGAAAUGAUAUACAACGGAAUUUAAGAGACUUCCAUGACUGCUUUAAAAAUUAAUAACAACAAAAUAAAAUUUAAAAAAAAAAAGGAAAAACUUGGAACAGCAAACUUUGACAUUAUAUUUAUCCAAUAAAUUUACCAUUUUUUCAAAAAAGAAAAAAAAAUUAAGAGAUAUUGAGAAAAGAAGAAAGUAACUUUUUUUUUUUUUUUUUUUUGCUAAAAUCCGUAAAAUGUUGUAUAAUUAAAAACGGAAAAAAGAAAAAAAAUGCCUGUGAGUGUUUAGCUUUAAAUGGUAAAUGGUUAAAAAAAAAAACUUAAGACGAAGACAAACAUUUAAAAAAAUCUUAAGAUUUCACAAAGUAAUUUAUU